Molecule: messenger RNA, 727 nt
Organism: Serpula lacrymans var. lacrymans S7.9
Lineage: Eukaryota; Fungi; Basidiomycota; Agaricomycetes; Boletales; Serpulaceae
Exons: 4
Coding region: 83-595 (170 amino acids)
Biological process (GO): DNA-templated transcription
Cellular component (GO): RNA polymerase I complex; RNA polymerase III complex; RNA polymerase II, core complex
Molecular function (GO): DNA-directed RNA polymerase activity; DNA binding
Source: RefSeq, a predicted model, not a curated record
CCACAAGCGAUCUUCCAAGACCGUGAGCUCUGCGUGAAUCGGCACUCUUGUUCUUUUCACAUAUUCUCAAUAUCCUUGAAACAUGUCAGACGAUGGAUAUGGAGGAGGUGGGGGAGAUGACUAUGACUACGAUGGACCGAGUUUUAAUGACGGUGCCUUCGAUGAGACCUAUGAUCUCUUAGCUAACGAGACACAGGAGGGGGAGCAAGGAGAGGAGGAAGGUGCAGGAGAAGUAUCACAUGUAAAUGGGGUCAAUGGCACAGACCACGACCAGGAAAUGACGAAUGGAGACGAGGGAACCCAGCCCCAUGAACCGAGCACGACCGGUGCGGGAAUGCAUGGAGAAAGACAACCGAACAAAGUAAGGGUUACAACGCCCUAUCUGACCAAAUAUGAGCGUGCACGGAUAUUGGGGACUAGAGCACUACAAAUAAGUAUGAAUGCCCCCGUCCUUGUUCCUCUCGAUGGCGAAACAGAUGCACUUCAAAUCGCCAUCAAAGAACUCUCUCAACGAAAAAUACCUCUUAUCAUCAGACGAUAUCUGCCAGACGGUAGUUUUGAGGACUGGAGUGUCUCGGAGCUCAUCAGCGAGUAAAGUGGAGACAUACAUAAAAUGUGUGAGUAGCUGUCCAUAGAAUGUUGUUUAAAAUAUCUUGUCGAGUUUAUGGGACUUGUGUUAUGAGUAUAUUCUAGCUAGUUAUAAUGGCUUGGUUGUGACUGGUCUUUU